AUGGAUUCCAGUAUUGUAUUAGUUACUGGAGGUUAUGAUCACUGUCUCAAGUUUUGGUAUCCUCAUGAUGGGGUCUGUUAUCGAACUAUACCUCAUCCAGACUCGCAAGUCAAUCAAUUAGCUAUAACACCAGAUAAACGUCAUUUGGUAUCAGCAGCUCAUCAACAGAUUCGUAUGUAUGAUAUUAACUCAUCAGAUCAUACUCCAAUAUAUGUGUUUGAGGCUAUGACUAAAAAUGUCACAAGUGUUGGAUUCUAUCAAAACGGUCAGUUUAUGUUCAGUGGAGGUGAAGAUUGCAUGGCAAGAAUAUGGGAUUUGAGAGGGCAAAGUCAACAAUGUCAACGAUUAUUUCAAGUAACAUCUCCCGUUAACUGUAUGUGUCUUCAUCCAACCAAAGCCACAUUAAUUGUAGGAGAUCAAAGUGGUACAGUACAUGUUUGGGACUUGACAACAGAUUAUAAUGAACAAUUAAUACCUGAGCCAGAAGUCCCCAUACAUAGCGUUCAUAUUGACUCUGAUGGUGCCUACUUAGCUGCUGUUAAUAGUAAAGUAAGACAUAACACAAUAUAUUAUAUCAUAUUGUGUUAUGUUAGGGUUGUGUGUUAUGUCUGGAGUUUAAGUAGUGGGAGUGGCUCUACUCAUCCUAUUACUCUAACACCAAAGACAAAAACAGCUGCUCACAAACGUUAUGCCCUAAAGUGUCUUUUCAGUCCUGAUUCCAGUUUACUAGCUACUACAUCUGCUGAUGGUACAUGUAAAAUCUGGUCAACAGCAGAUUUUAGCUUACAGAAGAAAAUGGGUCUCCCUGUUCGGGGGAAACUGGAUCUUCAAGAUGAAGAUGAUGAUGAUGAUGAAAAUACACCAACACACCCUUCUCCCCCUUUGCUUCCUCGGGAGAAUGAGUCAGCCUGA
Messenger RNA from Gigantopelta aegis, 912 nucleotides. RefSeq names its product target of rapamycin complex subunit lst8-like. The record is from RefSeq and is a predicted model, not a curated record. Gene Ontology annotation, biological process: regulation of actin cytoskeleton organization; TOR signaling. Gene Ontology annotation, cellular component: TORC2 complex; TORC1 complex. Gene Ontology annotation, molecular function: protein binding. Lineage: Eukaryota; Metazoa; Mollusca; Gastropoda; Neomphalida; Peltospiridae.